Messenger RNA from Chara braunii, 2495 nucleotides. The record is from the annotation of a GenBank genome assembly. NCBI's taxonomy places the organism in Eukaryota, Viridiplantae, Streptophyta, Charophyceae, Charales, Characeae.
GUCUUCUCGCAGUUGAGUCCCUCUACUCACACAGCUUCCACGUUCACGAGUCUGUGACCGAACGGGUGUCCGGUGUUGUGGGGUCCCUACUGCCUUCAUCGAUCGACACAGGCGGUGCAGUCGUCAGGGUUUCAUUCUGCAUUUGACUGCUGCCGACCAGUUUGACUUUGCAUCCCUGACCAUCACUGUCAGGCAGUUUCAGAGCUGACGGUGGCUUCAGUGGAAGGAAGGUGGCGCUUUGCAGAGUUGCGUGCUCGCUUCCCGCUAUUAAUUAGGCGAGAAAUCAGUCGACGCUGUCAAAUAUGGCGGAGCCCAAGCCCUGGGUUGACGUGCCAGGCCUCCGCCGGAUGAGCUGGAGGAAGAUGAGCGCCAUUGGAGGGGCUUUGGCCGUAGCGGGGGCUGUGCUUGGGGGCCUGCUUCUUCUCGGCCUGCCAGUGGUCCUCAUUGGCGGCUUGUUGCUUCUCCUUACGUCUCCUUGCACAUGCGCCGUAGGCUUCUGCACGGCCCCGCUCUGGAUCCCUCUGCUUCUUUUCGUCGGUAUCCCGGCGCUCAUCUUCUUCGUCACYACGGGCGGCAUCAUGCUGCUCUUCACAGUGUUGGCAGGCUUGACGGGUGCGGCUGGGUGGUGGAUCUACCGUUACAACCGGGGUCCGAUGCCCCCGGGCGGCGAUGCGAUGCAGAGAGUUCUCGAUCGUUUGAGAGGACGAUCCAGGGAAGUGACGGAGAGGAUCUCUAAGGUUGGGCAGCAAGCAGCAUCGGCCGCAGCGUGAAGCCGUCGUCUUUUAAUCGGGCAGAUUAAUAAGCGAUCGAAGAAGAAACAAGUACCAAUGUCCGUGGCCGCGUCGUGAAUCGCUAAGUGGAAUCCGGUCGUCUCACCGGGCAGAACGUCAGAAUUUGUUGAUAUCGAUUUGUCGAGUGAAGAAGAGCAGAUGCGCGAUGGUGAACCCCGCUGAGCCUCGCAGGUUGGUCGACUGAAGGUCUUUUGUUUGCUUUGACUCAGAUCGUUGUCGGUCAGGUGGCGAUGGGUGUACGGAAAAAAACAAUUCUUUUUUGAAAGGUUGUACGACACACGUGGCUGUGGGGAGAAGACGACGUGAUCUGGAGGUGGGUUAUUGAAGAACUGUCUGACAUCCACUCGGAUCGUUGUUGGCCGUGCAUGGAUGGAUGGGUUUACGAUCGGUGAAACCGAGGGUUUCCUGAUGACGUGUGAUAUGGCUGAGGGGACAACACGAUGGGAUCUGCAAAUGGGUCUUCUACUGCACUAGCGAGGCCGCCUCUCGGUGAAUGACGGAAGAUCAUGGAGAUAAUGAUGGGAAGUAGGGCGAGUACGUUGGAGGGGAGUAGGGAAGGAGGAGAAAGCGAUGGUGAUGACGAUAAGAAGGGUUGUUUUAUGAAGAUGGUCAAAUAUACAUUUGUAUGAGUACUUGGUCGUAUUUUGUAAUAAUCACACUAGGAUUUUAAAAGUUGAAAGACUCCCAGGCAGCUGUGGAACUGGGACCUUGGGACCUAAGGCUUAAGGUCCCAAGGGCGGUUGGCAAGUACCCCAGGGGGUGUGGGAUCUGAAGAGCGUUGUGUUUUGGGGAAGGGGGGAACCCGUGCAGGCGUCCCCAUUCAGGAGGCAAGACCUCGCUCGUGCGCACUGCGGAGAGAGGUAGUCAAUUGGGGUUGGGAUAGGGGGGUCUGACUUGAAGGGGGGAUGUCAGAGAGCCUCGAUGACCGAUAGAGAGCCUCGAUGACCGACCUAGAGAGCCUCGAUGACCGACCUCCUUUGUUGGAGAGCCUCGAUGACCGACCUCCCUUUUCCUGGCCGUCCCAUGGAGCCCGAGCCCGGGGCCAUGCCCCACUUGACGAGGUGUUAGUUCUGGUUUCAAGUAUGCAGGGCUCCCUGCCAUCCGAUCUGAUAAUUCCACGGCGACGAUGUGACGACGUUGAAAAAUACACGAAAACUAAACCCCCACUAGUGGGACAUGGCCCCCGGUAUCUCAAUGGGAAGGUUGUUGUUGUAAAAAAAAAGACAGAAGAACGAAGGUAUGAAUGUCAUUAAAAAUAAUAGUAAAGAAAAAAGAGAGGGUUGACAUUGCAAUAGCGAGUGGAGACAUGGUAGCCAGUGGCACUGUGGCAGUGGUGGGUAACCUCUUGGCAUCGACCCCUGCGGGUCGGAGUUUCGAAGACGCCGUCAUCUACAGGUGUUUUUCUGUUUGUGCGCUGCCGAGAUUACCCAUGGGGCGAAUCUUUUUUUAUCAGGCGACCCCUCUCUGGAUUGAAGGGGGUUUUAUAUAGAGUUGGGGAGGAAUUCACCUUGUUCGGGGAUUCAAUAUACCCCUUCAGCGGCAGAGGACGAGUUUAAAACCAGAAGUUGGGUAAUCAAUACUAUCUGGCGUGAGAGAGGAAAAUGGGUGAAAAUUGUAUUGUGUGCUACCUCAUGAUGAGGAGGAUGGAGAAGGAAAUUUGUUCUUUUCUGAGAAAAAAAAUAAAAAUAAAAGUCUUCGAGUGUU